Molecule: messenger RNA, 2800 nt
Organism: Pocillopora verrucosa
Lineage: Eukaryota; Metazoa; Cnidaria; Anthozoa; Scleractinia; Pocilloporidae
Product: rhomboid-related protein 4-like
Cellular component (GO): membrane
Molecular function (GO): serine-type endopeptidase activity
Source: RefSeq, a predicted model, not a curated record
GUAGGUUUUAUAUUUAUUUUUAUUUCAAAGUUUUACACUUUCAUAGCGCGAGAGAACAGUGUUGGCCCUUGUAUUUUAUUUCUGUCACAUUUCAAUGAAGAAGUCUCUUGGUAUUCUUAGAUUGCCUUAGCGAAUUUUCAACACUACACUGGUGCUGGUUGAGACGAGUCUACCAAAGAUGGCGGGCAGGUUGAAAAAGUGAUGAGUAAGGCAUUUUGAAAUCGAAAUUAAUUUUGACACGUCAGAUUUACAAAAGUAUAAAAGAAGAGCCUUUCUUUUUGGGAGCCACUGUAGAGUAUAAGGCCACUGAGUUACACCUGUAUUUUGACGUGCUAAAGGGAAACGAAUACGCCAAAGGUCGACUUCAGAAAGGAACUUUUCCUUCCUGAUAUUUUAUGAUGAACAAUGUUCCGGCCGGGGCGAAGAAGAUCCCCGGGGAUCGGAUUGUUAUUUUUGGCCAGCCAGCUCUACAACAUUGGUUUUAACAGGAUUCCUCCUGUAACACUGACUUUCAUCGGUAUAAACGUCGCAGUUUAUCUCCAGCUUUUGAACAACCUUCCAUCUCUCGGAAAAGCUUGUGUUAGUGCCCAUCAUGUCUGGUACAAUGGCGACUGGAAGCGAAUCAUUUUCGCUGCCUUUUAUCACUUAAACGACUUUCAUUUGUACUACAACAUGGCCUCGUUCGUUUGGAAGGGCAUGUCGCUUGAACCAAGGAUGGGAAGUCCGAAAUUUCUGUACAUCUUGUCCGUAUUCACUGCCUUAACUAACACUGUUCUUGUUGCUUUAGACAUGGUUCUGGCGAACGUAACUGAGGACUUUUCUUACAUUUACACCUGUGCUGCGGGUUUUUCAGGUGUCAUCUUUGCCCUUAAAGUUCUUACAACGUACAACCUUCCUUCUGGUGUUUCCAUGGUGAUGGGUAUGUUCCCAGUACCAAUGAGGUGGGCCUGUUGGGUGGAGUUGAUUGUCAUUCAGCUUCUUGUUCCUAAUGCCUCAUUUACUGGUCAUUUAGCUGGUAUUCUUGUGGGAAUGAUGUACGUUAAAGGUCCUUUAAAGUAUAUCAUGGAUACAAUCAGUGGUGCUGGAUCAGGAGUGACAAGAAGAAUGAGACAAUCAUACACCUACCAUGUGGGGACAACAGGACGAAGACGAAACAGACAGCCUCCAGAUGACUCUGAUUCCGCUGAUGAAGAACUCAGAGAAGCUAUAAGGGCAAGCCUCCGAGAAACACAUAUGAAUCGACAGCCAAACCUGGAUGAUUAUGACCCAAGGAUACAGACGGCAAUAAGAGAGAGCCUAGAUAACCCAGGAGGGGAGCCCUCUCGGUGGUCUGAUAACCAACAGCCUCAGAGAAGAGGACCAUCUUCCGGAUCCCCACCAUACCCCCCUCAAAAUGGGGGCCGUUAUAAUUCUUGGUCGGCAACUUCAUCUGGUGGUGUUUCUUCGCGGCCGCCACCCUACUCCACUCAGGGGCCCUCAGCCUACCCCUCCCAAGAAGUUCCACCCUACCCUCGAGAGGGAGGAGGUCUUUAUCCCCGCCUGCCGGAUCCUACUCCCUAUACAGGCGGGGCGUUCGCGCAGUCUCCACCGUACCCUUCGGGGAUAGCGGAAUCCUACUCUACGGAUCCAGAACCUUCUGCUCCCCCGCAAGAACACGUUGGUAACGGAUACACAGGGAGACAUGCGCCGUACCCCCCGGAAAGCGUCACGCCCCAGGAAAGUUCGCUGGAUGAAGUUCGUAGAAGAAGGCUUCAGCGAUUUGAAAGAUAGCAUCUUGACAAAAGACUUUCAAAACCUUGGUCGAACCUGCGAUAGUUUAUCACAGGAACCGGUCAAGUCGCCCGAAACCUGAGUCAUGUUGCCCGAAAUUUUAGUAAUGUCGCCCGAAGAAACAAAUACAAAAAAGAUCAGAAUUUCAGACUGUAAAUAGGCAAUAACGUUUGAGAAAUUUUUAUCACUGAAGCGCUCUUUGUUUCCGACAACAUCAUGAAGAUUCUUAAAGCGUUGUUCGUCCCUAACAACAAAGGGAAAUGUUGUUCGUUUCUAACAACAAAAUGCAGCGUUGUUCGUUUGGUAUGUAAUCGUUUCUUACUCACGGACGUUUCGUAAGCCUGAGAAACUUUUUCUCUGAUAAAAAUUUCUCAACGUUAUUGCCUAUUAACAGCUGUAAUUCUGAUAUUUUUAGCAUUUGUUUCUUCGGGCGACUUCACUUUUUUUUUCGGGCGACAUAACUAAAAUUUCGGGCGAGAUGACUCUCGGGCGACUUGACUGUAAACCUUUAUCACAUAAACUGGCUAUGAUGCUCGGUGUGGCGUGCAGUUGGUGGUCGCCUACAAAACAGCAGACAGUCACCGUGUAAAGUUAUUUUCGUAGUCUCGAUUCUAGCAAAAUUCAUCCGUAAGCCUAAACUGCGUUAUUGAAGAGCCUGCAUUAUAAAUCAGUGUAAAUUUAGUGAGUCAGUAACAAAUUCUUAUUCAAAUUAACAUUUAGGGCCUCGUCCAUACGAAAAUGUCCAAGUUGCGUGUUAUUGUUACUAUUCCCGUGCUCUUUCAACGGAAAUGUUGUACAAAUAGAGUAUUACGAGAGAACUAAUUAUGAUAGAUUCUUUAACAAAAAGCAAUUUACCUUUAGUUUACACAUAAUGAAGUGAAGUCAACGCUCGAAAAUGAUACUCAAAAACGUGUCGUUUGACAAAAUACGAAAAUUAGAAAAUGAAUUCGCUCAAAAAUACAGUCCUCCAAGUACAUGGGGUUUGUCGGCAAUUUUUUCUCGAUCUAUCAGAGUAAACCUUUCAUGAAUA